This is a messenger RNA of Cloeon dipterum, 1749 nucleotides long. Its product is annotated as transmembrane protease serine 9-like. Bases 39 to 1706 code for a protein of 555 amino acids. Gene Ontology annotation, molecular function: serine-type endopeptidase activity. NCBI's taxonomy places the organism in Eukaryota, Metazoa, Arthropoda, Insecta, Ephemeroptera, Baetidae. Gene Ontology annotation, biological process: proteolysis. The record is from RefSeq and is a predicted model, not a curated record. The transcript is spliced from 9 exons.
UGGGAUUUCCAGAAAACCGGUUUCACGAUUCAGCAAUUAUGGCUCCUCUCGGCUGCGGACGAAAGAAUAAUGACAACAAAAAACAGUGUAAGGUCGAGGCUGCCAUGUGUUGCGCGUCUAUGCGGUCAAGUCAAAAAAUGGCUGGCCCCAGGAUGCAGGCGCGGAAAGGAGGAUGGAUUCUGCUCAUUUGUUUAAUCAACUUCUUGACGAGCGCACAAGCUCUCCUCCAGUGCAAUAGUUUCUUCACCCAGACCGGCAGAUUGACAGGACUGAUUAAGAUCAGACCACCUUACAACAGCACCGUAAUUAAUGUUGAUGCGGAAUUCAUCGUCAAUGAAGUGAUUCAAACGAAUUAUUACGGGCUCAUGAAAUUGGCGGAGAAUGACAACGGACUUGCAAGUAGAUUGCGAAGCAACGAUUUCAGGGACAUCGUAUACCAAGUUGAAUUCCCGGAAAUAUCAAAGGCUCCGUACCUCAACAAGUUGAUUGUGAACGACAAAACCCUGUGCGAAGUGCGGCAACAAGCACUCCGACCUUACUCGCGUUUUAAUCUGCGUCACGAGUGGUUUACUUCUUUGCAGCUAGUAUUGGACAAUCUGUAUGAAAACGGGCCUCAACAGUACCAAAAUCCCUACACUCCUCCAGCAGUGCAGCCAGUUCGAACAGAAGCAGCAUGUCCUCCGCCUCCGAGAUGCAGCUGCCCUGCUCCAAUCGUGUGUCCACGACCACAAAAGUGUCCCGAAGUACAAUGUCCUCCAGCUCGUCUUUGUCCAGCACCAGCACCUCCUCCAAGAUGUAGCUGUCCCGCCCCUACCAGCUGCCCUCAACCGCAAAAGUGCCAAGCCAGUGGAACAACUCUCACUAAAAUCGAAAAUGACGAUAAAUUUAAAAGAUGCGGUGUUUCUCCCUCAAGGCUAGUUACGAACUUGAUACACGGCGGCAAAGAAGUAGCAAAAGGCCAGUAUCCGUGGGUAGCUGCAAUUUUCCAUACGAGCCAGAUGGGAAUAGAGUUCAAAUGUUCAGGAACUCUAAUUUCAGAAAUUCAUGUUGUGACAGCGGGACAUUGCGUUAUCAACGAAUACAAGGAUGGCGUCAAAGGCGCUCAGGAUGUAUUCGUUUUCCUUAAUAGGUACCAAUUAUUUGACUUCCACGACGAAGCAAUAGCUCCAGAGAUUUCGAAAAUAACGACUCACCCAUAUUACGAUAUGCAAGCUCAAGCCCCAGUCGCUGAUUUAGCAAUAAUUAGAUUCAAGCACAAGGUGACUUUUGGGCCGUUUGUUAAGCCGAUCUGCUUGUGGAAUCCGCAAAAGUCAUUCCCAAGCACAGGAAAGAUCGUCGGCUGGGGAUCUCACGAUUAUGGACCAGUUUCCAAACGGCCUAAAGAAGCAGAAGUGAAUGUGAUUGACAGCAAUGCAUGUGAAAAAUACGAAGGUGUUGAAACUAUACUGUCAAACCACACAUUGUGUGCAAUUUCAGUUCAAAGUCGAACCGGUGGGAGCCCGUGCUAUGGAGACAGUGGAGGCGGCCUCUACAUCAAAGCCAACGGCGGGCUUUGGUACCUCCGAGGAGUGGUGAGCCAAACGCUGUUGAACAAAAAGAACAACUGCGACGAGACCAAGCCGUCCACGUAUGCAGACAUAAGCACUGUAUUGCAAUGGAUAAAGGACGAAAUUCGGCUUUCGGGAAUAUCUCUUCCGCUCGAAUAAAACGUGAGGCAAACUCACUGAAAUGAGGAAAAGGUAGUUUCCA